AUGUAUAGCGCUAAGGCAACCAGUGCCCUGUGUGGAGAGUUUAAGGUCAUAAUACCACAGACUAUAGAGGUUGUUAGUGGAUCCUGUGUGACCAUCCCCUGCUCCUUUGACAGAAAUGAUUGUUUAUUCAGUGACUGGUCAAAAUCUACCUUCCCACCAGCUGAUCCACCCAGACCGACUCUGACUCCGACUCCGUCCACACUGGAGGUGAAGAAAGGAACCUCAGUGAGUUUGACGUGCUCUGCUCCAGCUCCCUGUCUGUCUCAUCCUCCAACUCUGACAUGGACCCCCGGCCUCGGUGACAGUCAGGAGACACUGCAGGAGAAUCAGGACAAAACUAAAGUCCAGACCUCUGUUGUCAGCUUCACUGCUUCUCACCUCCAUCACGGAAAGACAAUCUCCUGUACUGCCACCUACAACAAACAAGAUGGCAGCACUGAGUCAGCCGUUAGCACAAGUUUAACAGCUGACAUUUCAUGUGACCUGUGUGGAGUGUUUAAGGUCAUAAUGCCACAGACUAUAGAGGUUCCUAGUGGAUCCUGUGUGACCAUCCCCUGCUCCUUUGACGUGGAGAACAAAUAUAAAUUGCAGCUAGACAACACAUGUAAAGCACAAUGGAAAAAAGAUGGAGUUACUGUGUUUGAUAGCAGCCAGCCACAAACAACUACAAACAGCGGACAACUGACAGGAGACUUGACCAAAAAAGACUGCACCACAACCCUGAACAACAUACAACCUGAUGACAACAACAAAAAAUAUUCCUUCAGACUGGACUGCGCAGGCUUAGGAUAUGAUUUUUCUGAACAAAUCUCUUUUUCAGUCACAGCUGAUCCACCCAGACCGGCUCUGACUUCGUCCACACUGGAGGUGAAGGAGGGAGCCCCAGUGAGUUUGACGUGCUCUGCUCCAGCUCCCUGUCUGUCUCACCCUCCAACUCUGACAUGGACCCCCGGCCUGGGUGACAGUCAGGAGACACUGCAGGAGAAUCAGGACAAAACUAAAGUCCAGACCUCUGUUGUCAGCUUCACUGCUUCUCACCUCCAUCAUGGAAAGACAAUCUCCUGUACUGCCACCUACAACAAACAAGAUGGCAGCACUGAUUCAGCUGUUAGGACAAGUUUGACAGCUAAUAUUUCAUAUUCACCCCAAAAGACCACAGUGUCAGUCCAUCCAUCUGGUCCAGUAUCAGAGGGCAGAGAUGUGACUCUGACAUGCAGCAGCAGCGCCAACCCGCCAGUAAAGACCUACACCUGGUAUAGAGCCAAUGGAGAUCAGGAGACUUUUAUUGGGAGCGGAGCUGUUUUAAACAUUAAAGCAUCUAAAGACAACAGUCUGUUUUUCUGCAAGGCUCAAAAUGAUCUUGGAACUGCACGAUCCGACAAUAGACAAAUAGAUGUUCAGUAUUCACCCCAAAACACCAUAGUGUCAGUCCAUCCCCUGGGUCCAGUACAAGAGAACAAACAUGUGACUCUGACAUGCAGCAGCAGCGCCAACCCGCCAGUAAAGAACUACACCUGGUACAGAGCUGAUGGAGGCCAGGAGACUUUUAUUGGGGCCGGAGCUGUUUUAAACAUUACAGCAUCUAAAGACUACAGUCUGUUUUUCUGCGAGGCUCAAAAUGAUCUUGGAGCUGGACGAUCAAACAUCAGCCAAAUAGAUGUUCAAUUUUCCCCACAGAUCCUGCCCUCAUCUCAUUGUACCAUAGCUGAAGCCCAGCUCAGAUGUUCCUGCAGGACUGUGGGAAAUCCUUCUCCCACUUUACAGUGGUAUUUGGACGGGUCACCUGUCAAUCACUCUUUUGCAAUAAGCAACCUAAGUGACACAGGUCUGACGAGCAACCUUACUGUGGAUCAACCACAGGAGAAAAAUCUUUCCACCCUGCUCUGCCGCAGCUCCAACUCUCUUGGAUCUGCCAGUCGACAUUUUUGCGUCAACAGCAUUGAGCCUCAAACAUCUGCACAAAGUCAAGAUCCAGUGACGUUGCCAGUCUUCAUCACCAUAGUUGGCGCACUACUAGUCAUAGUAUGUGCUCUUCUGUUUGUCAUCAGUAAAAGUUCUACUGUAUUUUUCAGGAAUUUGAAGACUCACUAUAACCUUCUUAAGAGUCAGCGCAGAGGUGACACCAGCACAGUUACUACGAGCCAACUUCUAUCAAAUGGAGAGGACAAUCAGGUACCCAACACAACAGAGGAGGACAUCUAUGUAAACACCAGUGAGCUGAGACAGGCAGAUGUGGCCCAGCCGGAAACUAUCUCUGAGCCAAACAGCACCAACUUGCCAAGCUCUGGACAAAACAAUGCAGAAGGGGCCAGUGAAAGUUCAGAGAAGAAAAAUGAGGAGGGCAAUGAUGUGAUUUACUCUGCUGUGAAUUGGAAGACCAAGAGCAAGAAGAAGAAAGGAGACGACUCUCUGAACAUGAAUCAGCCUGGUAGCUCCUAUCUGGAGGAGGAGAGGUGCAUAGUGGGAGGCAUGGGCAGAGAUUUUGUGAGCAAUGCACUGGAGAUGGAAUGCCUAUAUGACAAAGUGAAGCCUAGAAAUGUGGAGAAGGAAGUGGAAGGUGAAUAUGCCCAAGUUAAAUUUAAAGACAAGCGUCCUAUGCACAAAUAGAUCACAGUUCUAUAUUGCUGUGCCAAGUUUCGAAAAAUGAUUUGCUUUCUUGUACAUAUGUUUUCUUU
Messenger RNA from Epinephelus lanceolatus (giant grouper), 2675 nucleotides. The record is from RefSeq and is a predicted model, not a curated record. Lineage: Eukaryota; Metazoa; Chordata; Actinopteri; Perciformes; Serranidae.